Molecule: messenger RNA, 1731 nt
Organism: Pneumocystis murina B123
Lineage: Eukaryota; Fungi; Ascomycota; Pneumocystomycetes; Pneumocystales; Pneumocystaceae
Exons: 2
Coding region: 1-1731 (576 amino acids)
Biological process (GO): mitotic cell cycle; meiotic cell cycle; microtubule nucleation
Cellular component (GO): equatorial microtubule organizing center; spindle pole; centrosome
Molecular function (GO): microtubule minus-end binding; gamma-tubulin binding
Source: RefSeq, a predicted model, not a curated record
AUGUUUCAUGAACUUCUUAUUCUUCUUUCAUCAUAUUCUUCUCAUCAAUUAGUUUCAAUAUUUGACUCUUCACCUUGGAUUCAUCCUUCAGAGAGAAUUCUUGUUCAUUCUCUCUGUAAAUUGGCUCGUCAGCAUAGUUUCCUGCGUCAGAAUAAAAGGAUAUCAUUGGAAUUAAAAAAAUCAUGGAUAAAUAUAGUUUAUAUGGGAAUUUGUGAGAUUUGUGAGCCUUUUAUGAAGUUAAUUCUUGAAAUUGAAGAACAAAUUCUUUCUAAAGAUUCUAUACUUGUUGGUGGAAAAGAUAAUAUUUCUCUUUCACAAAUAGAAAUUAUGUUUAAACCAUGGUAUAGAAGAAUGGAUUAUUUAGAACAUAUUGUUUUACAAAUUAAAGAAAAUUGUAAGGAAGAAGAGAUAAUGAAUGAGUUAGAAGAAGAUAUGAAAGCAGGGUAUAAAGAUAUUGAGAAUAUAGCAAGAUUUUUGUUAUGUUUAAUGCAGAAAUCAUGGGUUAAUAGGAUGAUUCCAUGGAUGUUUUGGGGAAAAAUUCCAUUAAAUGAAGAAUUUUAUAUUUCUGUGAUUAAAGAAAAAGAUUUGGAAGAAUAUAGAUAUGAUAUGAAGAAAGUUCCAAAAUUUGUUUCUGAGAAAGCAGCAUAUGAUAUUUUUACGAAUGGAAAAGCAAUUUGUAAAAUGGAAAAUGUAUUGAGAGAUGAAUUUUUUGAGCAUUCUGUUAUUUCUGACAACAUGAAUUUGAUUUUGACAUUAGAAUAUCCGAUUUCUUUGUGUUUAUUUGAAAAUGUUAUUAAAAAAAUUAAGGAAAAUUGUUCUAAAAGCAUUUUCAAAAAUAUUAUUUCAAUAAAUAUGAUUACGAAUCUUAUUAGGCUAUUAUGUGACUAUUAUUUAAUUCAAUACUCAGAAUUUGCUUUUUAUUUUCUCAAAGAAGUUUUUAAUAAGCAGAAAGUUAUAAAAAUGUCAAAACAAACACAAAUAUCAAUUAUAUUGAUUAGGACAUUUAAAGAAUUAAGUAGAUUUGAAGAAAAUUUAAAUCUUGAUGACAAUAUUCCAAACAGACGUAUGCUAUCGCUUUUAAUUUCAAAAGAUUCUGUACAUAAUACGUCCUUUUCUGAUUUAUUAAUUGGAGUUCCUAUUAUUCUUUCAUUUUCAAUACCAUGGCCAUUAACUUUAUUUUUUUCAGAAAAAGAUGUUGAAAAGUAUAGUGAUAUUUUUUCAUAUCUAAUUGCUAUUAAACAAGCACGAACACUUUUAUCUGACUUAUGGAGGGAAAGGCGGGUUGUUGCUAAUCCAGAUAGAAUUAAACGUUCUUAUUGGGCCACUGCUAAUUAUGUACUAUAUUUUUUAGAUGGUCUUUGGGCCUAUUUUCAGGCAAAUGUUAUUCUAACUGAAUAUGAGAAGUUAAUGUCCUGUUUUUCUGAUGAUUUUAGUUAUGAUCCUGAAUCCAUUCAAAUAUGUCAUCAGCAAUUUUUAUUCAGUUUAACUAAAAAAUUAUUUUUGAAAAAUGAUAAUUUUUUAGCAACUUUAAAAAAGAUUCUUUUAUCUGUAAACUUAAUUGCCUCUGUUAUUAAUUCUUGCUUUGUAAAUAAUUAUACAGUUCCACAACAGUUUGAUGAAAACCUUAUUAGAGGUUUUAUUAAACAAAUUAUUCGUAUUAUAGAAGAAAUAGAGCAUACUGAUGUUGAUUUGAGACUAGUAAAUCAUCUGCUCUUAAGGAUGGAAUUUUAG